CAUUGAUUCUUAUUGAAAUUUUCUGUUAGUCUCAUCAUUCUUUCUAUCAUCUUUGUCUCUCUAAAAACCAAACAAUGACAAGCAAGAGAAAAGGGAAUUGGACAGUGGAGGAAGAUAAGAACUUGUGUAGUUCUUGGGUGAAGAUAUCGGAAGAUGGAGCUGUGGGUGUCAAUCAAAGGGAUACAAGGUUCUGGGAUCGAGUGGCGAAGCAAUUUCGAUCGAAACACAUCUCGUACUAUCAAAAGCAUGGCUAAUCGAAUGGGCACAAUCACCAAAUACUGCAAGUGUUGGAAUUCAGCUAUCCAAAGGGCAGAGAGGAAUCAACCAAGUGGCACGAAUCAAAUGGAUGUGGAGCAUAUCGCAGAACAGCUCUAUUUAAGCGAGACCGGAGAAAAGGGUUGGAAUUUUGGUCAUUGUUGGUGGAUCUUGAAAAGAUGCCAAAAAUUUCAUACCGCGAGUCCAAUGCCAUCUUCAAAUCAAAGCCGCAUGAGUCAAGGUUCUGAUGGUUCUCUCAUGGGUCUUGGUUAUCAAUCAACACCACAGACGAACCUCAAUGACACAGAAGGAGACGAAGAAACUCCACCAUUCGUCAUAUCUCGCCCUGCUGGACGCGACAAACAGAAGGCAGCCAAGAAGAAAGGAAAGGGGGUUGCCAAGUCAUCAGAGAGCUACACUGCUCAAUUGCUGGAGUAUGGAAGUGAGUUGAAGGAGAGGCAUGCUUUGAGGAUUGAGUAUGAGCGAAGAAGGAUGGAAUUCCAAGAACAAAAAUCAAAGCGUGACAAAGAAAAGUGGGAAGUUGAGAAAAAAGAGAGGGAAGCAGCACUAUUUCGAAACAAUCUUGAUCUUAUUGAAAAGGACUUGUCAAAGUUGACACCAAGAAAGAGGAAGUUUUACAAAAAUCAUCAAAACAUGCUCCUAGGGUAUGAUCAAGAUGAUCCCAACUCUGUUCCCGACUAUUCAUCCAACGCAAGUCAAACCGGAGGAGGAGAUGAAGGUGGAGGAGGAGAUUACGGGAAUUACUAUUCCCUUCUGGGUGAUUAUUGACAUGUUAUGUGUUCCCCUUUUAUCAUUUCAAGUGUUGUGUGUAAUGUUUAAACUUUAUCAUUUUCAAGUGUUGUGUGUAGUAUUUAAGCUUUAUGAUUAGCAAGUGUUGUGUGUAACCUAUGAAUUGUACCAUUUGAUUUAUUAUGUCAACUCGUUAAGCUUUAUCAUUUUCAAGUGUUGUGUGUAAACCCAAAUUAGGUCCAUAAUUUUUCGCCAAAAAAAAUUUGGUCUCGAAAUUUAACAAAAUUGUAUCGAAAAAUUUGUAUUUAAAAAUGAUGACGAACUAUACAAAAAUUCACAUGAACAAAUUAUAUUAAAGUUUCGAUAAAUACAUUUUUAAAUAAAUAGAAAAACUUGAAAUAUUGAGAUCCCCAAAUAUGGAGUUUGUUGUAUUGGAGCAAAAGAAGGGAAAAUGGGGUCCAAUUCCCAAAUUUGGGGUUUUGCAUUGGACUUGGCCUUAGUUUUAUCGGCAAAAUGGAUGGAAAUGAAUUAGCUCUCCUCUCUCGACAUAAAAGGAAAUACUUAUGGAUUCAAAAGAAAGCCAACCGUAAAAACCUUAUCUCUUUUUCUCUCGUCUUCCUCCAUUCGUCUUCCAAGCGAAACAGAGGGAAUCGAUGGUGGCGACAACGAGGAGACAUAGGGUCAUCGGCGGCAAAGGGCUUCAUCGACGGCGAGAGAACAUAGGUGGUGUCGAUUGUCUCUGAUUUACCUAUAUGGUGUUGAAUCUUGUCAUUCGGGUCUCAGAUCUUGUCGUCCUGGUAGCCGGUGAAGAUCUUGUUGCCGUAGAUUAUAUGCCUUCACUAGUCCAUUGUUGGCUUUGAAUUUGGGGGAGUCCUUACUAUUCUUUCACAAACGCAUGUUGUUGCUCUCAGAUAUGGUCUAGAGAAAAUCACCUAAUUCAUCCCAAUCUAAAGGAAGGUAAAGGAAAAAGAAAAUCAGAAACCCUCUUAUAUCGCAGAAGUUAAUCUGCUAACUGCUAUAUUCGUUAGCAGAUACUCACAGGGCCGGAUUAGGUGCCACGUCGGCCCAUGUUUGAUCCAAUGGAGGAGAGACGGGCUCGUUGGUGGCUCACUUAAGUGAGCUGGAGAUGGGCUUCGAGGUAGAAGCCGGCCCAACGUGUGGCGCAAAAGGUGAGCCGAGGAAGUGGCUUUGUGGGCCCGCUUCAGUUUGGGCCGGAUUUUGGAGAGGUUUGGAGAGAGAGAAUGAAAAUUGUGGGCCCGCAGUCCAUGUGAUAUUUAUGUAUGUUUGUUUGUGUGGAUAUUUAUUUAUUUUCAGUCGAUAUUAUUUUGUGAUGUGUUGAUAUUACUUUGCAUCAUUAUUGAAAUGAACUAGUAUUCUUCCUUCGCAAACCAAUAUCCAUCAUUAAACUAAUAUUUACCAAACCCCAAAAUAACCCAACCACCCGAAACUGAUUACACCAAUUUAGAGUUUAAGUUUUAGGGUUUAUGGUUCGGGUUUUCAAUUUGUGAAGUAUUGGAAUAUUGUUUCUUACAUCAAAUUAAACACACUAGGAAAUUAAAUACACUAGGAAGUCCUAACACAUAAGACUUGCAACCUUAGUUAGGGCUGCACGCCGAGGGCCCAUGGGCCGAAGGCCCAUUAAAUAAUAAUAGUUUUAUGGUUUAGGAUUUGUGUUACGGUUUAGGGUUAAGGGUUUAGGGUCUAGCUUAAAUUUGAAUUAAUAUUAGUUCAUGUUUUCUGAAAUUUUCUUGGACUUUUGGAUAUUCUAAUAGGGAUAUUUUGGUAAAGUGAUUAGGGUGUUAGUAUUAGUGUUAGGGUUUAUUUUUUAGGGUUAAAGGUUUAGUUAUUAGUCUUGUGAUCGUUUGCAAUGAAUGGAUAUUAGUUUA
Messenger RNA from Linum trigynum, 2891 nucleotides. NCBI's taxonomy places the organism in Eukaryota, Viridiplantae, Streptophyta, Magnoliopsida, Malpighiales, Linaceae. The record is from the annotation of a GenBank genome assembly.